This is a messenger RNA of Octodon degus (degu), 1981 nucleotides long. It is a transcript of the gene Ttl, whose product is annotated as tubulin tyrosine ligase. Gene Ontology annotation, biological process: protein modification process. The transcript has 7 exons. The coding region runs from base 21 to 1088 and encodes 355 amino acids. Lineage: Eukaryota; Metazoa; Chordata; Mammalia; Rodentia; Octodontidae. The record is from RefSeq and is a predicted model, not a curated record. Gene Ontology annotation, molecular function: ATP binding.
GGGGCGCGCAGCCCUCCGCCAUGUACACCUUCGUGGUGCGCGACGAGAACAGCAGCGUCUACGCCGAGGUGUCCCGGCUGCUUCUCGCCACCGGCCACUGGAAGAGGCUGAGGCGGGACAACCCCAGGUUCAACCUGAUGCUGGGGGAGAGGAACCGGCUGCCUUUCGGGAGACUGGGUUAUGAGCCCGGGCUGCUGCAGCUGGUGAAUUACUACAGGGGGGCUGACAAGCUGUGUCGCAAAGCUUCUUUGGUGAAGUUGAUCAAGACAAGCCCGGAGCUGGCCGAGUCCUGCACCUGGUUCCCCGAGUCCUACGUGAUUUAUCCAACGAAUCUCAAGACACCAGUUGCUCCAGCGCAGAAUGGGAUCCAACCACUGGUCAACAACUCAAGGACAGAUGAAAGAGAAUUCUUUCUGGCUUCUUACAAUAGAAAGAAAGAGGAUGGGGAAGGCAAUGUUUGGAUUGCGAAGUCAUCAGCUGGUGCCAAAGAGCGACUUGCCAUCACUCCUCAGACCGGCUGCUUCUUCAACAUCAGCCCCGUGUCAGAUGGCUCCGAGACAAGCUGGGUCUUGGUGGACCAUCAGUACAAUAUCUACCUCUAUCGAGAGGGUGUCCUCCGAACUGCCUCAGAACCGUAUCAUGUGGAUAAUUUCCAAGACAAGACCUGCCAUUUGACCAAUCACUGCAUCCAGAAGGAGUUCUCAAAGAACUACGGGAAGUAUGAGGAAGGGAAUGAAAUGUUCUUCGAGGAGUUCAAUCAGUACCUAAUGAGUGCUUUGAACAUUACCUUGGAAACUAGUAUCUUACAGCAAAUCAAGCAUAUCAUAAGGAGCUGCCUCCUGAGCGUGGAGCCGGCCAUCAGCACCAGGCACCUCCCUUACCAGAGCUUCCAGCUCUUCGGCUUCGACUUCAUGGUGGACGAGGAGCUGAAGGUCUGGCUCAUUGAGGUCAACGGCGCCCCGGCUUGUGCUCAGAAGCUCUAUGCAGAGCUGUGCCAGGGCAUCGUGGACCUGGCCAUAUCCAGUGUCUUCCCGCCCCCGGAUGUGGAGCCGCAGCCGCAGCAGCCAGCUGCAUUCACCAAGCUGUGACCAGCGGGGCCCUCAGAGCUGCCUUGGGAAGUGCCCACAGCCCUGCUCCACAGCAAGGCAAGGGUACCUACCAGACUGCUGCUCGUCAGGCCAAGAUGGGGAAGAGAGGCAACUUGAACAGCGUGACAGAAGAGAACAGGAGAAGAGGGAGCGACCCCAGAGCCUGCUGCCCAAGGAGCGGCCCUGGGGAGCUCUCUGCGGUGCUGGUGCAGCGGGGGAAACUGAGGCACGUGUCUCCGAGUGGGGAGUGGAGCGUUCGUCCGUGGGGCGGAGACAGGGAUGUGGCUCCUGCGUGCGCCCACCCUUGGGAAGUCUCCCGAGCUCGGUGACUCUGGGGCAGAGCCCCUGCUCCCCGGGCUGGCAGACCAAGGGCCUCUGCUUGGCCUUUCCCCCACCUGCUGCAGCCUUAGUGCCUUAGCUCUGUGCCCAGCUGCAGCCCAGCUUUCUGGGACAUGAAGUGGAUGUGGAUGUUGGAGCACCUGGAAGGCGGCCCAUGUGUCCCCUGCUCGUCCCCUCUACAACACUCUGUCCUCCUAAGCCCUGGACGAGCAUGCACCAACAGUCCUUAGUUUCGCGCCGUGCGGCAGCUCUCUGCAAAGGCUGCUGUCCUUGUCUGCUUUCUGGUGGGGUGGGGUCGAGCUCCUGUCGGGGGUCCUCCACAUUGGGCCCAAGCUGUGUCCCCUGCGCACUCCAUCUGCUCUCUGCAUGUUUUAGAAACAAAGUGACGAGUCUGCCAAACUUAGAAGCCUCCAAUAAGCAUGAGAGGAAAAAACAUACAAUAUCUUGCUUUCCUUAAUAGGUUGGAUGUGUUGGGGGGGGGUGUCUUUGAAAUAUGAUUCUCAAUUAUUUUUGUUUUAAUCAGAGUGCUAACUGCAUGGGGCCGGUGAGAUAGC